AUGGCUUGUUUCUUUGUUCAAACUAAGGCACAGUUUGUGAUUCCCGACGGUCCUGAAUACGUCAAACAAAUACUCAAGCAUGCUAGUAAAAGUUGGAGGCAGUUUAAACACUCUCUAAAUCAAAUCACUAUAAACCAGAGGAGAAGACACUCGAUGAGAUGUGAUAUGGAUCCACCGUACGGAAUUACCAGUAAUCAGUGGAUAAAGUUGGUUAAGCGUUGGGAUUCGCAAGAAGGAAAAAAACUGUCAGAAUUGGGGAAAGGAGCACGAGCCUCCCUAAAUCAACUUCACAGAUGUGGUUCGAAGAGCUUCGCGAACAAGCAAGCUGAUUAUGAAGAUGAGCAUGGAGAAAAAAUGAGCUUGUUAGCUCUUUGGAAAAAAACUCAUAUGGGCAAGGAUGGAGGCUAUCUACCCGAGACAGUCACAGCAGAUUUUGUGGAUGAUGCAUAUGCCAAGUUGGAAUCAUUGAAACAAGUAUGCCCUUCUAAGUCUGACUUAGAACUCGAAGAUGAAGCCUUUGAGCACACCAUGUACGGUGGAGUGAUUCCAGAACGUCCCGUAGGCUAUGGACUUGGAGUUCGAAAGGGCGACAUUUACGGUGUGCAUGGUGUUCUGAAUAAGCAAAAGGUUCAAAAGAGGACUGUGGUUGUGGAGAAGGAUAAAGAAGAAUUUUCCGUUCUUAAGAAGGAAAAUAGCUUGUUGAAAGCCCAAGUUCAAGAGAACAACUCUCUACUCAAAACGCUAGUUGGACAAUUUUCUCAACUAGUAGGUAAAGUUCGUAAAGGAGAGGCUUCAAUGCACCUUUUAGAUUGUGCACAAGCAGUCUUGGAAGUGACAAACCAAAAGGUACUCGAAAAUAAUAAUAGAAGUCCAACAGAUCAAGAACAAGAGGACACUACUUGAGGCUUCAAAUUGACUACCAUCAUUGUUUUGCUAGAUAGAUCUUAGUAUUAGUUAGUUUUGUAAGGCUACAACUACAUUUUUAGUGUGUUUUAAUUUUGUGGUAUUUUUAUUAACAUAUUAGUUAUGAAGUAUUAUUGAUGAACGUGUGUAGGAAUUUUAAUUGUGCGAACUACGUUUAUGAUUUAUGAUUACA
Messenger RNA from Beta vulgaris subsp. vulgaris (sugar beet), 1096 nucleotides. RefSeq lists its product as uncharacterized. Lineage: Eukaryota; Viridiplantae; Streptophyta; Magnoliopsida; Caryophyllales; Amaranthaceae. The coding region runs from base 1 to 903 and encodes 300 amino acids. The record is from RefSeq and is a predicted model, not a curated record. The transcript has 5 exons.